CUUUAAAAGUCAAUUUUCUUUUUGCAGCUUGAAGUAGUCGCGGAGUCGGAGAGAUGCGCGGGCGAGGGUUCCAAACUUUCAGUUGCCAAAAUCGAUUCCUUCAAAGGUGUUGCAGAAAUUGUAGAGAGAGAGUGAGAAAAUGGGGAACUUGUUAUCGUGGACCAAAGAACCGCCACCGCCAAUGGUGUUGGUCCCACCGCUCUUCGAUUUCCCUCCUCUUGCUGCCCGUACCAGGAUGUUGGAGUCAUCAUAUAACUUGUUAUUUGGGAAACUUGCUUUGAGAUGCCUUUUUGAGGAUUACUUUGAAGAAGCUAGGCAUUUUAACACAAGAGUCAUGCUAAAGCCAAUUGAUGAUCCUCAUGUAGAUUUGAUUGCAACUGUUUCAGGUCCACUCGAUCACAAGCCAGAGGAGAAAAUUGUGGGAAAUGCACUAUUCCGCUGGCAAAGUGAUGUUGAUGAUCCUCACACAUUCUUGGACCUUUUCGUAUCAAACUCUGAACCGAUUUUACAAAUGCGAUCGUGCGCUUACUACCCUAAAUUUGGAUUUGGAGCAUUUGGAGUUUUCCCACUGCUUUUAAAGAAAAGAGUAUCUUCUGAAGAUUUUGGUGUUAUGGGUUUGAGAUACGGCUCGGGGAAUCUGUCGAUUGGAGCCACACUUAUGCCUUUCUCUUUGGGAGAUGAGUUCCCAAAGAGUGCGUGGCUGGUAAGCAAGAUAGGAAGGUUAACUGCUGGGGUGCAAUAUGAGCCACAAUUUGGAAGCAAAGAUCGAUCAAGAUUUAAAAAUUUAGCAAAUUGGAACUGUGCUAUUGGCUAUGGACUAGGAUCAAGCAGUCCUCUGAGCCCAUCCUUCAAUUUUGGUCUUGAACUUGCUCAGAAUUCUCAGUUCAUUGCCUCAUUCUAUCAACAUGUGGUGGUCCAAAGACGGGUGAAGAAUCCGCUCGAAGAAAAUGAAGUAGUUGGAAUUACAAAUUAUAUUGACUUCGGUUUUGAGUUAAAGACCAGGGUUGAUGAUGACAAAACAUCAAACAACAUCCCAGAUUCCACCUUUCAAAUUGCUGCAUCUUGGCAAGCAAAUAAAAACGUCAUGUUGAAGGGAAAGGUGGGGCCUCUUAGCUCGUCUGUAGCUUUAGCAUUUAAGUCAUGGUGGAAACCUUCAUUCACGUUUAGCAUUUCAGCUACGAGAGAUCGUGUCAUUGGAAAGUCAACUUUUGGAUUUGGCAUCCGUGUAGACAAUAUUAGAGAAGCGAGUUAUCAAAGGGCUGAUCCAAAUUUUGUAAUGCUGACACCAAACAAGGAGCAUCUAGCGGAGGGUAUCCACUGGAAAAUUGGAAAGAGACCUGUGCUGCAGUCUGAUGUAAAUUCUGAGAAUUUUGAUGGCAUGCCCAGGGAAUUAAGGCCCUUGGGAAAAAUUUUGUAAUACUCUAGUAUAUUAUCUAUUUUCUUUUGCCUUUUGUGAAGUAGGCUACUGAAGUAACUGAACACUUAGUGGACUACUACUUUUCUUCGUAAAUUUGAACCACUGUUCAUAUCUCCUAAUUUGGGGUGUCGGAUUCAUAAACUGCUCCACUAAUCAGAUCUAUUUAGAUUUUCAACUCAUUCAAUGGA
Messenger RNA from Cornus florida, 1605 nucleotides. RefSeq lists its product as uncharacterized. The transcript is spliced from 15 exons. Bases 140 to 1417 code for a protein of 425 amino acids. NCBI's taxonomy places the organism in Eukaryota, Viridiplantae, Streptophyta, Magnoliopsida, Cornales, Cornaceae. The record is from RefSeq and is a predicted model, not a curated record.